AUGACCAUGUUUCGCAUAAUUUCAUUAUUAUUUCUAUUUUAUUUUCAAUUUAUAUUUUCAAAUCUUCCACCACCAGCUCAAUUAUUUUGUCCAACUUAUGGUACAUCUGCUUUUGUUCUAGUUACAAUUUCACCAAAUCUAGACAUCAAUGCUUUCGGAGCACUUCUGGAAUUUUAUGCAAAACUCAUGCCAUUUAAUAGUACAGAACAAAUUAGUUAUGAUUUUUAUUUUGGUACAAACUAUACACAGAUUAUUCGAACAAAUUCAUUGCAAAAUGAAAUAAAUGAAUGGGUUCAUGAUAAUAAUUAUUUACAAACAUUAUAUUCGAGUUCAUUGGUUGAUAAUCGAAAUAUGGAUCAGUUCCAAAAUAUUGAACUUGUUAAUAUUGCAAAAAGUGUUCUUGAUCAAAUCAGCAAAGUGAAUCAAGUUGACACAACUGUUUUUAUGAAAAAACAAGUUGUUCUUUUAACUGAUUAUGUUCCAUGGAAUAUUACUGAUGUUUUCAAUUCAAACAUAAAUGUAAGUUAUACUAAUUUAUUUUUGCAACUCAACUCUUUUUAUUUGAGGAGAACACACAAAUUCUUGGAAUAUUUCAUGAAAUCAACGAUGCAGAUUUUGAUAAAGCUGCCGAAUUUCCAGUAUUUUCAAUGGAAGAUACAGAUACCACAAAUAUUCGUAAAAUAUUCCAACAAAAUAUUAAUUUUGGUAAGAGAUGAAUUUAUUCCCAAAAUUCAGAAAUUUUGCGUUGUUUCCAGAAUUUCCUGUCAUAAUUCACGAAGAUAAACCGCAGGCUAAUAUUUUGGUGUUUAUGACAUCUGCAAAUACAACUGAUUUAAUUGAAGUUGUUGAUAAUAGUAUAAAAGGAUCAACUUGUCAACUAACAACUACAAAAAUGUAUUCAAAAUUUAUACAAAUUCAACUUGUUCAAAACGAUACAAAUUGGGAACUCAUUCUACCUUGGCUUGGCACCAAAACCAAAUUUUUCAACAAAAAUUGUUUGACUGAAGUGGAAAAUUCUAGUCCUACAAAUUGCACUGAAAUCAAAGGUCAAAUUAUUGAAAACUUUGUAACAACUCUUGAAGAUAUUUCGAAUACAACAUUUGCAUAUCUUUUUAUUGAUGAUGUUAGUUGUACAAAUGUUACAAAUUUGAAAGCAACUGUGAAGGAUACUGUAAGUUUUUUUGACAAUUGAGAUUUAAAAAAAAACCAAGGUUUUACAGAGUCAUAUUCGCCUUGUUAUGUCACAGGAUUUGAACUCGAUAUAUGAUAUUUUUACACGGCCACUCGAAUCUUUGGGGUUUUUGGAUAAAUCAAUCGAUAAUCAAGUUAUAUAUAAUAGCCAAUAUUAUUUGAACAAUCAUUCAACAUCUUGUUCUGAUGAAAUUCCAAUGAUUUCCUUAUUACCUUCUCGACCUUAUCAUAAACCAAAAUAUUUAUUUAUCGCAAUUGAUGAUUUGAUUACAAUUUGUAUUUGUGCAACUAUUUCUGUUACAACAUUUGGAAUUUUAUUGUAUUGUCAUGUUCGAAGACGAUUGAAGAAACAAGUUGAACUUCUCAAUGAAAUAUUGUUGCAGCCAAGGAUUUAUAGGUGUGUUUAGAGAAGGAAAAUACAAUAGCUAAAAACUAAGGAAUACAGUAGUACUACUGAUGUUCAAAUUUUCAACUUUCGGUAAUUCUUCAUUUUUCAGAGCUCCAAAAGAAUGUGCAAAAGUUCAAAGACUUCCGUGGGAAAUAAAAUCAGAAAACGUUCACAUUGACACAGAAUUUUUGUUAGGAGAAGGUACAAUAAGUAAUGUUUAUCUUGGAAAAUUAAAAGGGAAAGCCCCAAUAAUGCAAUGGAUUGAUCGAAUCGAAAUGAAACAAUAUCAAGAUUGUGCAGUUGCAGUUCGAGUUCCACGACAUUUUGAUGAACCUGAAGAAGAUCAAUUACAAAGAGAAAUUGCAUCAAUGAGACAACUCAGACAUCAUGAUCAUAUUGCACUUUUAUUAGGAUGGACAAAUAAAAAUGAUUUGGUUUGUAGUUUAUUGGAAUUGACACAUAUGAAUUUGAUCAAAUAUUUAUCACAAAUCAAAGAAACGUAAGUGUUUACUAUUUUCUUGAAGAUUUGUAGUCUUCAACCUAUAUUUUUCCAGAACCGAAAUAGCAUCAAAAUAUGCGCCUUUGAAUAAAAUACCAUUUCAAACACUUUACAAAAUAAUUUAUGAAACUUGUGAUGGAAUUGAAUAUAUUCAUUCAAGAAAUCUUAUUCAUAGAGAUUUAACAGCUCGAAAUAUUUUGCUCACAACUGGAUUACGCGCAAAAAUAUCAGGAUUUGGUUUUUGUUCCGAACCAGAUGAUCCAAAAUUUAUGUCGAAUUCAUUGGCUCUGAGAUAUUUACCAGUUCGUUGGUUAGCACCAGAAUGUUUCAACGGAAAAUUCAGUUUCAAAACUGAUAGUUGGGCAUUUGGUGUAUUAAUGUAUGAAAUGUUCACACUUGGAGACCAACCUUAUGAAGAUCUUUUACGACCUGAAGAAAUUAUUGAAAGUGUUCGCAAAAAUCGGAUUCCUGCUCAUCCGAAAUAUGCAUCAAAACAAACGUUCGUAUUUUUUAUUUCAUGAUUUUCAUUAUAAUUUCAAAUUAAUAUUUUCAGAUACAAAAUAAUGCAGGGAUGUUUUGAAACAUUUUCAUCUCGACGCCCAACUUUUACUCAAUUAAAAUGUGCUUUCCAAACUCAUUCAACAAAUACCUACAGUAAUCCAGCCUUCGAAGCCGAUUAA
Molecule: messenger RNA, 2758 nt
Organism: Caenorhabditis angaria
Lineage: Eukaryota; Metazoa; Nematoda; Chromadorea; Rhabditida; Rhabditidae
Source: the annotation of a GenBank genome assembly